AUGAUCGGACGAAUCCACGAGGAUGUAUUCAACAUCGAUCGUUUAAUGAUUAACGGUGUAGAUUUAAGGCUGAAGCUAACACGGUCAAAGAACGAGUUUUGCCUGCUUUCAUCCUCUACUGGAGCUAAUUUCAAGAUAGUUAUUGAAGAUGCUAUUCUGUUCAUUCGUAAAGAAAAAGUUAGUCCAUCUGUAAUGCUUGGUCAUGCCGAAGCUCUGCGCAAAACCACAGCAAAGUACCCUAUCAAGAGAAUGGAUUUUAAGGUUAUCUCCGUUCCAAGAGGCGCUUUGAACACUUCUCAGGAUAACAUUUUCAACGGUCAGAUCCCUAAACGCAUUGUUGUUGCCAUGGUAGACAAUGAUGCUUACUCUGGGAACUAUAAAAAGAAUCCGUUCAACUUUAAAACUAAUGAUCUCAGUUUCCUGGGAGUUUAUGYUGACGGAGAACCAUUGUCCUCCAAACCACUUCAACCUAAGUUCGACCCUGCCAACGGCUUAGGAUUCAUUAUGGCCUACCAGUCUUUGUAUUCAGGAACAGGCUCUAUGUUUGAGGAUCACGGAAAUGACAUAGGGUAG
Messenger RNA from Actinia tenebrosa (Australian red waratah sea anemone), 573 nucleotides. RefSeq lists its product as uncharacterized. Gene Ontology annotation, cellular component: cytosol. Gene Ontology annotation, biological process: deoxyribonucleotide biosynthetic process. Gene Ontology annotation, molecular function: ribonucleoside-diphosphate reductase activity, thioredoxin disulfide as acceptor. The record is from RefSeq and is a predicted model, not a curated record. Lineage: Eukaryota; Metazoa; Cnidaria; Anthozoa; Actiniaria; Actiniidae.